AUGUGGCACUGGGUUUUCGCGGCAGCGCUCGCCGCGCUCUCGCCGCAGGAGGAGCGGCAGGCGAUCGGCGCGGUCCGCCGCCCGAUGUGCGAGGCUAUCGUCGAUGAGAUGCACAUCGAGAUUGCAAAGCACACCCUGCGCAAGGACGGCGAGGACGACGUCUGGGAGACGGUGCCCGCCAUCUGCCUCGCCAUCGUGCAGAACUACACGCUGGUGCGCACGGCGCCGCCGAGCCGCGGCUGGCUGCUGGACAAGCGCGCUGUGCGGCUCGACGACCUCGAGCCCGGCGACACCUCGCCCGCCGACUUUGAGCACCUCUUGCUGCUCAAAAAGGCGUGCGAGCACUACACCGAGGAGUGGCAGCACGAGCUGUCGGGCGCAAUGUACACGCGCACCGCCGCAGGGCUCUCCGCAAACAAGAUCGCGUCCGACCUCUGCGAUGACGUCGCGCCGCCCGUCCGCCCAAAGCGCAAGGCGCGCGCAAGCGGCGGCGGCGGCGGCGGCGGCAAGGCGAAGAAGGGGAGCGGCAAGGGCAGCAGCAAGGGAGGCAAGAAGGGGAGUAGCCCUGGCGGGGAGGGGGAGGGAGUGCCGAGCAUGGACGAGCUGCUCCAGAAGUACGACACGGACGGCACCAUCACCCGCCUGAUGGAGCUUGAGCGAGAGUCGCCAGAGGCGCGCCGCUGCAGACCACCUCUGCCGAGACACUCUCCAGCACACACGCGCACGUACCGGCUGUCUGGCUUGGGCGGGUCCGAGGGACUGCACGGCCUCGGACGGCUACUGCUCAUCGCCCGCGCGUCAAAGCGCCCCUCGAGAGCCGUGCUCCACUCUUGCGCGAUGCUCGAGCCCGCGCAGCUGGAGGAGGCGACUGCCGGCGCAGAGCACCUCCGGUGCGGCGUCUGCCGCGCCAUGUGCAAGCAAGCCCUCGUCGAGGCGAGAGCGGCAAAGGCGCCGCCAGCGCCAGAGAGAGAGGAGGGCUGCCCCUCCGCCGCAGCCAGGUCUGACCCGCACUCCUCCUCGCCCGCCUCGCCCCCCCAGGCGCUGCGCGACGAGGAGUCCCUCUCCGCCAUCACCGCCUCUCUCUGCGUCGGGGUGCCGACCGGGUACGACGACCCCGAGAACCAGCCAAAGUACCCCGGCAACCCGCCCCUGUGGGGGGAGAGGUACCGAGUCCGGAAGAGGAGGGGGGCGGGCGGCGAGGAGCGGUGGCGGCUCGAGCCCCUGCCCAAGAAGGCCGCGCCGGAGGAGCAGUCGGGCGCAGAGUACGACUCGCUCGUGAUGAAGCACGCGAUGAUCACGCGAGCCUGCCGCGCCGUCGAGUCGGACGUCGACGGCGACGACCUCGCGGAGACCAUCUACUCGCUGGCCGCCUCGCUGGCCGCCUCGCAGCCCGGCAAGAAGCUCGGCGCGGCGGCGCUCGGCGACGCCUUUUGUGCGCGCCACUGCGAGGCGGAGAGCGGCGGGGAGGGUAAGGCCGCGACAGACAGGGACGAGCUGUGA
This is a messenger RNA of Emiliania huxleyi CCMP1516, 1500 nucleotides long. RefSeq lists its product as hypothetical. The record is from RefSeq and is a predicted model, not a curated record. The coding region runs from base 1 to 1500 and encodes 499 amino acids. NCBI's taxonomy places the organism in Eukaryota, Haptophyta, Isochrysidales, Noelaerhabdaceae. The transcript is spliced from 2 exons.